Molecule: messenger RNA, 3449 nt
Organism: Klebsormidium nitens
Lineage: Eukaryota; Viridiplantae; Streptophyta; Klebsormidiophyceae; Klebsormidiales; Klebsormidiaceae
Source: the annotation of a GenBank genome assembly
CUGGAACCUGGAAAGACACAGAGUCAAAGAGGUCAUGGCUGUCCUGAGGCUGAGAACAGCAAGUAUCACCAGUAUCACCUUAUGAAAAGAAGGAAGACAGAGCGUUGUAGCGCCGCACACGUAGAAGCUUUCAUAGGGCCGCGUGCUGAUCUCUCUUGCUCAGCAAGUUGCUGGAGUCUGCCCGGAGAGGGCGCAGAAAACAUAGGAAGGCAGGUCAGGAGCUGACCCCGUUCUUUGUACCCAGUGUGGCAGGAGAAUUGGCCGCAGCCCUCAACCAUGGACGAGAGCUGGCACCGCCGCAGCAAUGACACCACCAGCUCCUAUGGGCAGACGUUCAAACGGUCCAAAAUGGUUUUAAAUACUGGUGAUGAUCUGGUCCAUUUCAACAGCAGCCCUCUUGAUGCAUCCACUGGUCCAAAAAGCUGCUUCGAGCCUGGCAAAAUUGGGGCAGCAUUGGAGACCCCGUUGCUUGAGCAGUACAGAAGUGCGCUCAGCGAUCUGAACGGAAGGGCCUUCCCAAAAGAGAAAGGAGUCUCCGGGGGCUUUGCAAGGAGAAAGGAAAACCAGGAGCCUCAUUUCCAACCCGUCAGCUCCUUCAGGGUACGCAGUCAGAAAUCCUUUCCUGCCGAGCCUUCCCGACAGCACUACAACCAUCUGGCUGGCAGUUGCGCUGAAGCAAGUAACUGUCAGGACGGUGAUCUCAAGCUGCUCUCGGCGCAUCCCCCAGUAUCUCCUGUCAGCUUAGACUGGCAGGAUUCCCAAGUCAAGCUCUCCCAGUCUGAGACCCGUUGCUUAGGUGAACCAAAUGCAGGACCUGCGUACAAGGGAGGGUGCACAAACUCUGAGACAUCAGACGAAGAAGAAGAUGAUGCCGACCUGUUCUACGACUGGAGAGCAGCCGCAGGUGCGGCCACACAAGAGGACAGUGCCUCCGAGAAAGCUCAUGCAGAGUCAGGAGCAGCUACUGACAGGCCUUCCAAGCAGGGUUUUGAAGCAACUCAAUGCAGCAGAAACGGAGCCAUUUGGGAAGUCGGCGUCACUGUCCAGAGCCUUGGAGGUCAGUGUUGGAGUCAGAACGAGUCUCUCCCGAGUUGCCAGGAUGCUAAACAAGACCCUGAGGAGCAGAAAGCGCAGGCAGAUAGUGACCUGGAGAAUGACAGUCAAGAGGGGGCCCUUUCUCAGCUGCUCGAGAUGGUGGACGAGGAUGUACUCAAGCCUGGCAGUGACAUAGAAGCAGACUGCGUUGGUCCCAAUACUGAACCAGAGUUUAUGAGAAUCAGUGACGUAAACUCUGCGCGGUGUGAACUGCCGUUGUUGAUGGAGAAUACGUCAACUUCCGGUCAGAAAGGGAGAGUUCUCAGCAGAGAGGAGCGGAGCCGGUUCAUUCUGGAGGCAUCUCAGGCGGUGCUGACAGACUCUGGGGAUCAGAGUGGGGGCGAAGAAUCAGAGGGGGAGGAUGACGAGGCGCUGGAGUGUCCAGUGUGUGGCGUCAGUCUGAAGCAGAUGGAAGCGGCCAGUCGGGAUGCGCACACAAACCGGUGCUUGGAUGGAGCGGAAGGAGAGGACGACCAUCACGCUGACUCAGCCAAGGCCGCCUCUCCCCCGGACCCCUCUGCCACAGACGUAAACCGUUGCGGCCUCGACAAUGCCCCGCUCGUUGCGUGGCUCGACAGACUGCAGCUGGGACGAUAUGCGGAAGCUUUUGUAAAAGAAGAGGUCGACUUCGACGCUCUUCACUGUCUAAAAGAGGAGGACCUGGAGUCGAUGGGAGUCGUUACAUUGGGGCCCAAACGGAAGCUGCUGGCUGCUAUCGAGACGCUCAGGAGGCGGUCGGAAGGGGAAAGCACACCAGCCGGAUCUGCUCAUCAGGACGCGGCAGCAGACGCACCGCCCGUGCACAAGCCUGCCGCCGCAGCCAACCGCCAAAUCACGGACUUCUUCCCGGCGCCUUCCGGAGGGGUUUCCGCCACCGCCGCCUCUUCCAAGGGCCUCAUCACCAACUUCUUCACCACGCCCGAUGGCAAACGUCUGCCGCCGCCCUCGCCAGCUGUCGCCCCAGCAGCAGGUAGGGGCCGGGGCGCCUUCGUUCCGAAGAAGGGCAAUCCCCCGGGCAAGCGCGGGGGUGCGUGGAAGCAGAUCUCCGGGGACCCACACGAGUGGCAUCUGGUGCCCGGAACAGACUUCCGGGUUGACGGCUUCCGCUUCCAGAGCCCGCACUGCCGCUACUGGUUCCUUUCUCACUUCCAUGCCGAUCACUACCAGGGCCUGACCCGCAACUUCCGGCACGGCGUCAUUUUCUGCACGCCCAUCACGGCGCGCCUGGUCCACAUGAAGCUGGGCGUCCCGCUGGAGAAGCUCCGCCCGCUGCCGCUCAACGAGCGCACGCGCGUCGACAACUGCCACGUCACCCUCCUGGAGGCCAACCACUGCCCGGGGGCGGCCAUGAUGCUCUUCGAGCCCGACGGCGCCAAGCCGACUCUUCACACCGGCGACUUCCGCUACUGUCCCGCCAUGGCGCGCUACCCCGCGCUCCGAGCAGUGGAAAUCGGCACCCUGAUUCUGGACACCACGUACUGCGACCCCCAGUACGACUUCCCGGAGCAGGAUGCCGUCAUCCAGUUCGUCAUCGAUGCGAUCCAAGCCGAGACGUUCAACCCCAAGACGCUCUUUCUGAUCGGGGCUUACACCAUCGGCAAGGAGCGCGUGUUUCUGGAGGUUGCUCGGGAGCUCAACACCAAGGUGUACGUCGGGGCUGCGCGGCGCAAGGUGCUCGCGUGCCUGGACCUGCCCGCCGAGGACAUGGCGCGACUCACCACUAACGAGAAUGAGAGCAACGUCCACGUGGUGCCCCUGUGGUCGCUGGCCAACUUCAAGCGGCUGACCACGAUUGCUAAGCACUACCAGGGGCGGUACAACACCUUCGUCAGCUUCUCGCCGACCGGCUGGAGUUUCGGACGCGGCAAGAAGCGGACGACGGGCACGCGCCGGCAGCAGGGCACCAUCGUCCGCUACGAGGUGCCGUACAGCGAGCACAGCAGCUUCAGCGAGCUGCGCGCUUUUGUGCGCGUGGUCAGGCCGGGCUACAUUUUACCGCAUGUGAAUAACGACGGGGGCCCAAAAGCCGAGGCGAUGCUUCGGGAGCUGCUGAAAGAACGCGAGCCAGAUGCCCAAUAAGCGGGCGGCAAGACGCCCAUUAAUUGCGUUCGAGGAGAGACAGUGGGUGUGUACUGAAGCGGGGAAUGGUUUCCAGCUUGCUUAAAGGUGCAGGAGGAGCAGGGCCCGAACUGAUUUGAAGACUGUGUACAGUACAACGAGCUCACGGCCGGUCAGCAGGAGAAAACGGUCACUGUGGAACGUACAUCGUUGUAUACCGUACAAUAACACGGACCUGUGUCAUGCAUCAUAUCGCGUCAGCAGCCGCCAUAUGGGACGUCCAUUCCGACAUCUGG